Lactuca virosa is the source of this 911-nucleotide messenger RNA. The record is from the annotation of a GenBank genome assembly. NCBI's taxonomy places the organism in Eukaryota, Viridiplantae, Streptophyta, Magnoliopsida, Asterales, Asteraceae.
UGAAAUCUGAAUGAUUCUUUUUGACGUCCUUGCCCCUUGUUCCCUAAUUCCCUUCAACACCCACACAUAGCAUACGCUCUCCGGUUCCAACCUCCGGCCACCAGACUUGGGCGAACCACACCUCCGGCCACUUCAGCGAGUUCCUCCGCGAUUCCAUGGAUUUCCGCAGACAGAGCAGCCCCUCCAGCUCGGUCCUUCGCAAGCAGCACCGCCGUAAAAUGAAGCAUGAAAUGAAGAAGAAGAAGCAGAGACCUUCAGCCUCGAAUGUGAAUGAAACAGAGGCUGCUUCGAUGUUAAUCAUGUCAGUGUGUGAGGAACAUGAUGAUGGUGAUAUACAAAGCAUGAAGACAAUCAAUCUAUCUUAUCAGCUUGUGGACAACGCUAUGCUGUUCCUAAAAAUCCAUCUUUUAUAUUAUCCACUUAUUGGAUAUGUGAGGGAGCUGAAAGUCGUCACCGGAGAUGUGAUGGUUAAAAACGCGAUAGUUGACUUUUUAGAAGCAGAAAACAUGGAAUGGAAAGAAGAAGAAGAAAACAAAACUACCUUGCGAAUUAAAAUCGAUGGUAACAAAAAGUAUGAUGUGAUGACAUUCAAGCUAAGUGAACAGCAUAUGGAAUCCACAAUGCAGAUUGUAAAACCUCUACUUUUUCUAGGUGCAUAUGGUGGAUCUGUGCUGGAAUUGAAAGUCAACACCGGAUCCGGGAACCUUAAACAGGCGGUUGUUAACUUUUUGGAGAAAGAGAAGAUAGCAUGGAAAGUAGAGAACAACGCAACUCUGGUAAUCAAAUUCAGUGGAUAGUGACUCCGACUAAUCAAGCUGCUGGCAUCUUGUGAAGAUAAUAUGGGCUAACGUUUUUUUUAGCUUUUAUCCAACAAUCAUUUUGUGUAAAUAAUUAUGAUGACAAAAUCCUUU